AUGGCCGUGGACAAAACAAAACCUAUUUCCAUCUUGGGGGCAGGAGCCUCGGGUUUAUCAACUGCACUUCAUCUUAUUGAGGCAGGAUACACGGAUGUAACUGUGUUCGAUCAAGCAUUCGAGAUUCCUUCGCAAUAUUCUGGAGCGUACGACUUGAAUAAGAUAAUCCGGGCUGAGUAUGAAGAUGAGUUCUAUACUGGGCUAGCCCUUAUCGAAACCCUUUGCUUCGAGCAAUCGCCUUUCCGUUGGUUUAUCGGCAAUUCUGUGCUGGUCGGAACCCUGUGGAGAUUCGCCAGCAGAUGGCAGAUAGUCGACGACUGGGAUUCCGGCGUAGUGCUGUGUUACGGCAAAGAAGUCCAGAUUGUGGCGGAUCAGACUCUACUGAGCGGGGAUGAUGGCUCGACGAGUUCGAUGAACGCCGAAAUCGAUCAAUGGAGAAACGGGAAUCUGGAGACUUUAGAUAUGAUCGAAGAGGGAGAUUGGCUGGGCAUAAAAUAUACGGGAGCCGGCAACCACAUCACCGGAGCUUUGAUGCAAGGCCACCAGGCUCCUCCAAAGUUCAUUGAAGCCAUGGAACAGAUCUGUGAGCGCGCAACCACCAGAGGAUGCCGGAUAUGGAUCGACGCAGAGCAACAGUUCUUGCAAGCGACCAUAGAUCAGUGGACCUUUGACUUCAUGCGUCGUUUCAAUCGUCCGGAACAACGCGCUCUGAUAUACAACACGGUCCAAGUGUACCUUAAAUCAUCAAGGGAUAAGAUCGACCACCAACUGCAACUUGCUCAAAAAGAAGGAUGGCGGUCAGGGAUCAAGCUCGUUCGAGGUGCAUAUAUCAGCAACGAUAUCCGAGAGAGAAUCCACGACACGAAAGCCGAAACAGAUGCGUCGUACAAUGGUAUCGUCCAAGAUGCCCUCAAAGGAGAAUUUCCAGCAUUGGCCGGUACUCAGACAGCUCAAUUUGACCUGUUGUUGGCGGGUCAUAACACCAAGACCAUUCGUACAGCCACUCGUCUGGCGACAGAAUUGGCAGCUCAGUCAAGAUUGAAAGUGGUUCCCGAAUUUGACAACUUCAGGGAAUGGCUGAUGACAUCGGUUGCGAAUUGCUCCAAGCGGCAGACGAUGUCAAACAGCAAGAUGAAUCAUCUCGAGAGACGGCUUUUGUUCCAAAAGUGUACAAAUGUCUGA
Messenger RNA from Exophiala xenobiotica, 1182 nucleotides. RefSeq lists its product as uncharacterized. Bases 1 to 1182 code for a protein of 393 amino acids. The transcript is spliced from 3 exons. The record is from RefSeq and is a predicted model, not a curated record. Gene Ontology annotation, cellular component: mitochondrion. Gene Ontology annotation, molecular function: proline dehydrogenase activity; FAD binding. NCBI's taxonomy places the organism in Eukaryota, Fungi, Ascomycota, Eurotiomycetes, Chaetothyriales, Herpotrichiellaceae.